UCAUUGGACACUGUAAAUGAAGGUAAUUAUAAGUCUGGUAUAGCAAGCAAACUCCAUUCCUCAGGUUGGUUCAUACAGCUUUCUUACUGGUAACAUCAUGUUAAUGUAGGUUCUUUUUCUUUAGGUCUAUGCUAAUCUUUUAUUCACAUUGGAGGUUGUUGGGGUUGGACACGAAGGGAACUCCUGAAGCCGGCUAAUCUGGGAAGCCCUUAUCAUCAAAGCUUGAUGGUUUCGGAUCAUAAUUCUAUGUUUUCCGUCUUUGACCCAGAUGAUGGAUAUGGAGUACUGACUCAGGUUUGCAAGGUUCACAAGGUGAAAAGAAACCUAGAACUGCAGUUUUAAAGAACUGCCCCAACUGAUAAGGAGCAGCUGAACCUUGACUAGGUAGGUUUGUUGGCGGAAAUGAUAAGAAGCAUAGCAAAAAGAUGGCGGACUCUAAGCGGACAGGAUGACUGGAAGACCCUCCUGGACCCUCUUGAUAUUGAUCUCCGACAAUACAUUAUUCACUAUGGUGAAAUGGCUCAGGCAACCUACGACACUUUCAAUAGAGAGCCGAAGUCAAAAUUUGCUGGAAGUAGCAUAUAUUCAAGGCGGAACCUAUUCUCACAAGUUGGUUUAGCUAAACCCAACCCUUAUACAUACACGCCUACCAAGUAUUUAUAUGCCACAUCUGAAAUCAAGGUUCCAACAGCAUUUAUUUUGAAACCAAUUCCAAUUGACGCUUGGAGCAAGCAAUCGAACUGGAUAGGGUUCGUUGCGGUGGCCACAGAUGAGGGAAAGACUGCAUUAGGAAGGAGGGAUAUUGUGGUUGCAUGGAGAGGAUCCGUCCAGAUAGUGGAAUGGCUUAAAGAUUUUGAUUUCCCCUUGGCAUCAGCUUCCAUGAUAGUUGGGGAGAAGGGUAAUCCUUAUGCGCAUAGAUGUUGGGUUUCUAUCUACACUUCUCAUGAUCCCAAGUCACGGUUUAACAAACAAAGUGCGAGGGAUCAGGUAUAUAUAUAUAUUCCAACAGUCCUCAUUCCUAGUAUUUGUCAGGUAAUUUUGUCCGAGGUGAAGCGGCUGGUGGACAAGUACAAGGAUGAAGAAAUCAGCAUAACUAUUACUGGACACAGCUUGGGUGCAGCGCUUGGAACACUAUGUGCAGCUGACAUUGUUGCAAACAAAUUUAACAAGCCCAAAAACAAGCCCCAAAAGUCCUGCCCGGUAACCGCCUUUCUGUUUGGCAGUCCCCGUGUUGGAGACUUGAACUUCCGAAAUAUGUUGUUGUCUCUGGAAAAUCUUCACCUUAUACGAGUGACCAAUGUGCCAGAUAUAGUUACUACCUUGCCACCGGAGGGAUAUUACUCAGAAGUUGGACAAGAGCUAGUCAUUGACACACGAUUUUCAAACUUCUUGAAGUUUCCUGGAUGUUAUGAUACCUGGCAUAGCUUAGAGGCCCAUCUGCAUGGAGUUGCAGGAACACAAGGGAGCAAAGGAGGAUUCCAUUUGGAAGUAGAUCGCAGUAUUGCACUUGUGAACAAAAUGUUAGAUGCUCUGAAGGAUGAAUAUCCAGUGCCUGCUUCUUGGUGGUGUAUGAGGAAUAAAGGGAUGAAAGGUUCUUGGGAGUUGAAGGAUCAUGAGAAAGAUGAUAAUAAGCCUUGAUCAUAACUCAUUUGGCUAAUUGGUU
Molecule: messenger RNA, 1663 nt
Organism: Vitis vinifera (wine grape)
Lineage: Eukaryota; Viridiplantae; Streptophyta; Magnoliopsida; Vitales; Vitaceae
Product: phospholipase A1-IIgamma
Exons: 2
Coding region: 403-1638 (411 amino acids)
Biological process (GO): lipid metabolic process
Molecular function (GO): glycerophospholipid phospholipase A1 activity
Source: RefSeq, a predicted model, not a curated record